Aspergillus fumigatus Af293 is the source of this 1875-nucleotide messenger RNA. RefSeq names its product GNAT family N-acetyltransferase. NCBI's taxonomy places the organism in Eukaryota, Fungi, Ascomycota, Eurotiomycetes, Eurotiales, Aspergillaceae. The record is from RefSeq and is a predicted model, not a curated record. Gene Ontology annotation, molecular function: acyltransferase activity, transferring groups other than amino-acyl groups.
AUGGCCAAAGACGAGCUUCAGGAAGCUAACCAGCAGUCACAUCAAGUAGGAGACCGUCCAAACAAGACUGACAGCAUUGGAUCCGACGAAGUCGUCAUGAAUCGAGGGGCCAAUUUCAAAGGUCGCAAUCAAAGACAGCUUUGGGGCGGAAGCGUACAUCUGAACAGCGAUUCCCGGUAUAGGGCUCGUCCAAGAACAACACAGCAGAUACCAAGGCAGAAUGCCAAUGGGACACCAAACAGACCUGCUGCGAUGGAAAAUCACACUACUGAGGACGAUGUUCGCUGCCAAAUCAAAGGUCCGCCCAGCGCGCAAAAGACUGCAAACAAGGCUCCAUCUCUAGAGGCCCUAGACGAGUUAAAGCGUCUUCAGAAAGAGAUUGUUUUGCAAGCCCACCUGAAUCGCUACAAAGACCAUGAAGACGACACAGCAAAUCCAGAGAGCCUUGCAAAAUGCAGGGACGGUCCAGGCACCGAUCCAAAAUCAGAUGUCUACAAAAGCAUCGCAAGGUGUAGGCUCACAGCCAAUCCAAAUGCAACUUCUUCCCAUCCAGGCUCUAGUCCAGAGGACAAGUUCGAAGGAGACGUGAAUGAUAGAUACUUCGUUGAUGAAAUCAGGUCUCGCGUCCAGAAGUUUUACGCUGCGAAACUUGGUGCUCAGCGUGAAUCUUAUCAUAACAGCGUGUCCGUGUAUCCGGCCAUUGUUGACGGCCAGAUCUUUCUUUCACGCUACCCAAGUGCGGAGCAUGAACGUCCUGAGAAAACUCUAUCAAAUACUGAGCGGCAGACUGGCAGUCAGGACGGCAGUCAUAAGCCAGAGCACUGCUCCAUGGUUAAAUGGGAGGAUAGGUGGGAGCUGCGUCCUCGUGCUUGCUCUACCUAUGAAGGCUUUCGUGAUUGGUUCCGUCAUUGGUUAGAGAUGGAAACAGGCGAUAGCCCCAACAUUGACAUACACCACCAAACCUUUUUUGACGGGACGGCGCAUAUGGAUGGGAUCAAAUCUUUCUACAUUCUUGACUUGGGAGACGUCCCAACUCGUUUGGACAUGACGAGUGAAGCAACACGUCUCCAUUAUCAUGAAACGGCCGAAGGCUACUGCCACAACCUUGCAUUACAUAUGAGAGCGGCGGAAGAGGAGGCGAAGACGCGCAGAAAACAAGCUCGAGAUGCCUUCAUAGAAGGUCUGAAGGUCUGUUCUCCAAAGGAUCCGAAUAGUCCUAGAGCAAACGUCUAUCUUCGCAGUGUGGAAGACGGUGAUGUACCAGGACUGCUCAUGAUUAUGAAUUGGUACGGCCAAAAGUCAAACUUGAGUUCAAACUUAGGAACACUUGACGAACAAGACGUGCGUCAGCGAAUUGAGGAUAGCAGGCGUGCGAAAUUGCCAUUUAUUGUGGCUGCAGAGCGCAGACGAGGACCAUCCGUCCACGACACCCCGGAGAACAUUUUCGGAUAUGCUUUGGCUAGAGAUUCCUUGGGGCUUCAGACCACAGGUCGAUACACAGCGGAGCUAGAAAUUUUUAUCAAACCGGACCAAAAACGCCGAGGCAUCGGAAAAUGUCUCUUGGACAAACUGAUUGAAGUUUGUGACGUUACUUACGUUCCCAAAAGGGGCAUCUUCUACGAUGCCGGUUGCGAUGACAAGACUGGCUUUUACCCGGGCGGUUCCCGAACUCUCAAACGCCUUGUUUUUAUUAUCAGCUAUUCCGUUCCUGAGAGGUCCCAGAUCAAGUGGCUCAUCGACUGGCUGGAAAGGGAUUACCACUUUGAACAGCAAGGCGUGCUCAAGGGGGCCCGAGUCAAGUUCGAGCGAUUCCUUGAUGUCAGCUACCUUACUCGCAACGCGGGUUACGACGACGGUGAUGCAUUUCAUGCUUGA